Messenger RNA from Cavia porcellus (domestic guinea pig), 1720 nucleotides. It is a transcript of the gene Nol7, whose product is annotated as nucleolar protein 7. Bases 937 to 1698 code for a protein of 253 amino acids. The transcript is spliced from 8 exons. Lineage: Eukaryota; Metazoa; Chordata; Mammalia; Rodentia; Caviidae. Gene Ontology annotation, molecular function: RNA binding. The record is from RefSeq and is a predicted model, not a curated record. Gene Ontology annotation, cellular component: nucleus; nucleolus.
CCUCACCCUAAAGCCCCAGAACGGCUGAAUGAUCACCCUGCACACUAUUGUACAAUGUGGAAGCUACAGUACGAGAAAUUUGUGCAAGAAUCAGUGAAAAGUGCAAUUAGAAGAUGGGCAGAGUGGUAAUGGGGUAGGUGAAUGUUGCUGGCUGGAAUGUGGCCUCUCCAGUGGAAGGUUUUGAAAUGUAAAUAGGAGCGCUACAUGGGAACCUGCGGUUAUCAGUAGACGCAACAGCGCUAGGAGUACACGGUGAGUGGGGAGUGUGAAACAGCCUGGUGUGUGCAGAGGACGGCAGGUCAUUUAGCAUACAUAACAAGGUGGAGGAGAUAGCACCACGGAAAAUCUACUUCGGGGCAGUAGCACACGCAUGCACGCACGCACGCACGCACACACACGGGGUGCCCUGGUAAGGGAAGUGCCACUCAAUUUCUUUCCGCAGAUAGCACACUGGCCACGGGGCAGCCGCGAAUCCAGGUUACCGGGUCAGCCGGGAUCGGGGACCCCGCGGCGCCGGCACAGCUUCCGCGACAACAGAGUCGGACCGCCGGAGGGCACAGUCCGGUGCCAAGGCCUCUGGCCGGCGCAAGAGGGCAGCGGGGCCCUCCCGGGAGAUUAGGAACUCGAGCGGGUGGAGCCAUGGCACAGUGACUGGGCGUCGGAGCACUGGCCGGCACCCCUGGCCGCCGGGCGGGUGGCGGCCUCCGGACUGAGAAGGCAGGGCGACUGCUCCAUCCUAGCGAGCCGGGAGGUGGAGAGCGCGCUCCUUGUCCAAGGCCACGCCCCCUACUCGGUCUGCGCACGCGCUGCCGCCUAUCCUUGGCCUCCGAACCUGCAGGCGGCGAUAAAAUCCGAUGGCGCGAGGUCAAGAGCGUCGCGGUGUGCUUACAACUGCUUCCGGGUCAGAGGGUCAGACGUUCCAGCGCGGUGCACACCAUGGUGCAGCUCCGGCCGCGCGCAUCUCGUACCCCGGCGUCGGCGGAGGCGAUGGUGGACGAGGGCCAGCCGACCUCGGAGGAGGAGGCGGAGCACGGUCUGCUGCUCGGGCAGCCCAGCAGCGGCGCGGCCGCGGAGCCCCUGGAAGAAGACGAGGAGGGGGAUGAUGAGUUUGACGACGAGGCCCCGGAGGAGCUGACUUUCGCCAGUGCUCAGGCGGAGGCGAGAGAAGAGGAGCGGCGAGUGCGCGAGACCGUGCGCAGGGACAAGACGCUCCUGAAAGAGAAGCGGAAGCGACGCGAAGAGCUUUUCAUCGAACAGAAGAAAAGAAAACUUCUUCCAGACAUUAUUCUAGAGCAGUUAACUACAGCUUCACAGACUGGUGCAAAGAAAUCACCAGGAAAGCUGAAAGAAGUGAGUUUACACAAGAAAAGAGAAGACUGUGAGAAAGAGAAGAAGGUGAAAGUAGAGAAGGUCCAGUCUGUCAGCCAGAGAAGCUACGUAGCUGUGAGGCUGAAGGACCAAGACCUGAGGGACGCACGGCAGCAAGCAGCCAAAGCCUUCAUCCGUGAUUCCCUGUAUGGUCCAGGAACCAACAGAACUACCGUGAAUAAGUUCCUGUCUCUUGACAACAAGAGGGCACCAGUGAAAAAGGCUGCAGCCCAGUUUCUGAAUAAUGCUUGGGGUGUCCAGAAAAAACAAAAUGCGAAGCGGUUUAAAAGGCGAUGGAUGGUCAGAAGGAUGAAAGCUUCUAAGAAGUAAAUUAAAGCUAAAUGAAAAAAUC